GUAAAAUUCAUCGAAAGUAGAUAGCCCUGAUCUACUUUAGACCCCUGUCAAAAAAUCUUGGCAGGUGGAUUACGUACGCCCAAAAGGCCACGGAGACCUCAGUGUUCAAGCAUCAAGCACAACCGUGAGCUUUGGUUUUCUUCGUCUUUCACUCCUCAACCUACAAUGCGGUGGCUACAGAUCCUCACGGCUUCGGUCAUUCCUUUCACUGCUCUGGCAGCCAAGAAGCCCUUCGGCGACCGAUUCAACGACUACCGUGCCAAAUCGCUGUCCUCGGGUCCGCUGAAGCUGGACGACCAAGCGUAUGCUCAAUUGACCAAAGCACCAAGAGACUACUCUGUUGCAGUCCUGCUGACGGCGCUGGAGACGAGAUUUGGUUGCACUCUGUGCCGAGAGUUUCAGCCAGAAUGGGAACUAUUGGGCAAGAGCUGGUUGAAGGGUGACAAGAAUGCGGAGAGUCGAUUACUAUAUGGAACACUGGAUUUCGUGGAUGGCAAGAACACUUUCCAAGCUUUGAUGCUCCAGACUGCCCCAAUCCUCCUCUUCUUCCAUCCCACCGUUGGACCGAAUGCGAAGCUUGACUCUCAGCCAGCCAAGUUCGAAUUCACGGGCGGUCCGCAAUCCGCCGAGCAGAUUCACAAAUGGGUCUCCCGACAGCUCCCCGCCGAUGUUCCGAAACCUGUAGUGCAGCGACCUAUCAACUACAUCAAGAUUGUUUCUGUGACCACCGCCAUUCUUGGUGUGAUUACCCUUUUCGCGGUCGCGGCUCCUUACCUUGUUCCUAUCCUACAAAACCGCAACCUCUGGGCCGCCUUCAGCCUAAUCGCCGUUCUUCUCUUCACCAGCGGACACAUGUUCAACCAUAUCAGAAAAGUCCCUUAUGUAUCUGGUGAUGGUAAGGGCGGUAUUAGCUACUUUGCUGGCGGGUUCAGCAAUCAGUUUGGCUUGGAGUCGCAGAUUGUUGCCGCGAUAUAUGGAGUUCUUUCUUUCGCCACAAUCUCUCUUGCCUUGAAGGUACCCCGCAUUGCGGACCCUAGGGCCCAACAAUUUGCUGUCUUCUUGUGGAGUGGUGUUGUGCUCUGCAUGUACAGCUUCCUCUUGAGCGUCUUCCGGAUGAAGAACGGAGGAUACACAUUCUGGCUGCCUCCCUUCUAGAAACUCAACACUCCGUGAAUCAAGAAUCUUUUCAAAGGUGACAAACAGGCCGUCCGAAUGCUACUAACUGAUGCAUUAUUUGGACAAGAGGGGUACAGGGCAAGAUGAACGUGAUCAGAUGUAUUAUAAAACUGUUGCGCAUAUGGGCUUUUCCAUGUGCCUUAUAUCAGGCGUUGGGGAGGAACUAGCGAAUUAAAAGCAUUUGCUUAAACUUAACACCAAACUGUUUACAGCUAUUACUCCUCCCAUAACCCAAUUUUAAGACG
This is a messenger RNA of Lindgomyces ingoldianus, 1421 nucleotides long. RefSeq lists its product as uncharacterized. NCBI's taxonomy places the organism in Eukaryota, Fungi, Ascomycota, Dothideomycetes, Pleosporales, Lindgomycetaceae. Gene Ontology annotation, cellular component: oligosaccharyltransferase complex. The record is from RefSeq and is a predicted model, not a curated record. The transcript is spliced from 4 exons. Bases 166 to 1155 code for a protein of 329 amino acids.